Molecule: messenger RNA, 500 nt
Organism: Candidula unifasciata
Lineage: Eukaryota; Metazoa; Mollusca; Gastropoda; Stylommatophora; Geomitridae
Source: the annotation of a GenBank genome assembly
UGACAACAACAAUGGGAGGGAAAUCUUACGUCAUCAGCUUGUUUGACACUGCAGGACAGGAAGAGUACAUCCAUCUACGAGCACUGUCAUACGUCAACAGCGACGUGUUUCUACUCUGUUUCUCCGUGGCCAUGCCAGAAUCUCUGCGUGAUGCCCAAGACAAGUGGAUAGCUGAAAUUCGACACUAUUCCCCCAACACGCCCAUAAUUCUGGUCGGCACACAAAUAGAUCUCAGAGACGAACCACCACCACCACCACCUCCUCAAAAACCGCGAUCGGGCUCUAGGCGGGAGUCCUACAAGACCACUAAAGCUCCAGUUUUCAUCAGCACAAAAGAAGGAGCAUACGUGGCAACAAAGCUGAACCUGGACAGUUAUGUUGAAUGCUCUUCAGUAACAGAAGCUGGAAUUACAAGACUCAGGGAAGCUGCAAUUGAAAGCGGGCUGAGAAAAGUCGACCCGGAUGAUAAUGGAUGUCAUUGCGCUUGUUCUGUUGUUUAG